AAACAUUUAUUGUGCAAACAUUAAUGAAACAACAAUAUUGUGUAAAUGUUAGGACACGUAUUCUUUAUAUUUACAUUUGGGUAUAAUUAACACCCCCGUGGCCCGCGAGCAGGUCAGUCGGCGCUGCCGGCAGCAGGCGGCGCCUAGGACCGCGGCGGCGUCGCUUCCAUGUAUAUAAAUUGGUUGUGAUGGACGCGCUGGAGCAGUCGCGCGGAGGCGUUGGCCUGCCGCCAUGCACCGCCCGACAGUCGCACUGAGGAAGCCGGUGUAAACAGGGCUAUUUGCACGACUCUGAUCUUGGCCAGAUCUUGACCUAUUAACACGCUGUGGAUGUCAGUGAGUGUCGCUCCGCGUAUUUAUAGAUUGGGGCGCUGAAGCUUUUUGUUUCGAGUUCGCGCGCAAUCGGUGUGCGGACGAAGUGCGGACGCGUCGCGUCGCCGCGCGGAUGUAAGAUGUCCGGCCGGGGGAUCAGGCGGAAGAAGUCCUCGCUGUCCGAGGUCAAAGUGGCGGUGGUCGGCGCGCCGGCGGUCGGCAAGAGCGCUCUAACUGUACGGUUUCUUACAAAGCGAUACAUCGGAGAAUACGACCAUCAACAAGACAGUAAAUACAAGCACGAGGUGUUGCUGGACGGCGAGCCCAUCCUGUUCGAGAUCCUCGAUACCUGCCCGAAGAGCAUCGACGAGCUACCCGGCAACGAGAUAGCGCAGUGGGCGGACGGACUGUUCCUGGUGUACUCCAUCACGGACCGCGAGUCCUUCAACUAUGUGCGGCGCGCCAAGCAGAGCCUGCAGCCCGACAUCCCGCUCACGCUGGUCGGGAACAAGGCCGACAUGGUGCAUCUGAGACAGGUGAGUCCCGAGGAAGGCGAGAUCCUGGCGAAAGACUUCGAGUGUAACUUCGCGGAGGUGGCGGCGGCCGAGCAGGUCAACCAGGUCGGGGACGUGUUCCACGAGCUGUCGCGCGAGGUGCUCACCCACCGGCGGCGAGCCAAACACAGCCUUCUCGACAGGAUGCUAGGGUCCAAAACAGCGUACAGGGUCUACUCGCGGGGGAAGAGCGAUAGCGCUCUGCCCAAAGAUUAGAUUCUAUGCAUUUACUGGCUGAUACAAACAUCAGUGCCCGUACUGUGAGCGUAAGAAGCCGGUCCAUUGCGAGUGUGGGAGCAAGACGGCGCUCUACUUCCAUGUUACGGCGUCUCGCUUUCACAAUGACUCGGCCCGCUUUGAGAGCUUUUAGUGAGCCCGUUGUUGUCCGGUGGCGGUCCUUGCGAUGUCCCUUCGAUAUGUUUUCUCAUUACUCAUCACUCUUCUGUCCAAAGUGCCCGAAUGAAAUACAACAAUGAAAAGAAAUGUCAUUCCAUUACGUUUAAUGCUUUCUUUUCAAGAUUAAUUUAAUUUUACUGUCUUAGUCUUCUAGAAGCUUUGAACGCUCGUCUUAACUUUGAGAUAACCAUCACUUUUUCCAACAAAAUGCAAGGACUGCACGCCGGAUAUUUCCAGAUGCGGGAUCAAACAGUAUUCCGCGAUAGUUGUAUGACUGUAUAGCUUGGCGUGUACUAGGUGACAUACAUCGUGACUGGCGAAACUUAUUUGCGACAUUGUACUGUAGACCCAUUGUGCUUAAUGAAUUAGAAUUAAUAUUGUUUGUUGAGUAAGUCAGUUUUGUCGCUUUUUCAUUGAGAAAGCAAUUUAUGAAUUUCUGAAUUUCCCGUUGACAAUAGGCUAGGAAACAUCUUAGGAAUAAAAAUUACCUUUUAAAGUACUAAAUGUCGUUGACUAUCAGAAUACAAGUGUCGGAAUAAAAAAUACAUUUAUCAGUUGCGUAUGACCGGUUAUAUUUGUCUAAUUUGAAUGCCUAUAUUAAUGUAAGUCCUUACUGGCAAGAUGGAAAAGUGUAUCAUAUAUUUAAAAGUUCAAUUUUAGCAUCA
Trichoplusia ni (cabbage looper) is the source of this 1927-nucleotide messenger RNA. RefSeq names its product ras-related and estrogen-regulated growth inhibitor. Bases 453 to 1082 code for a protein of 209 amino acids. The record is from RefSeq and is a predicted model, not a curated record. The transcript has 5 exons. NCBI's taxonomy places the organism in Eukaryota, Metazoa, Arthropoda, Insecta, Lepidoptera, Noctuidae. Gene Ontology annotation, molecular function: GTPase activity; GTP binding.